GGUUAAUCCCAUUUGUUUCGUGGGUCUGACUGUGCCAACACACACACACACACUGGUUUCUCAAUCAGAGAAGGGAUUGAGAACAAAAUGUGCCCUCUGAGGCUCAUUCUCAUAUUCUUGUCCGCAACACUCGCCGGUUUCUUCGUCCUCAGAAACCUCAGAUCUCAGCCUAAGGUCGACGAUGAUGAUGCUGUUCCUACGAACCCAAAAAUCUCAGAUUCCACCGACACUUCCUCUAAUGGAACUUCCAAGGUUCGGGUUGCGUUAGAAUCUGGGUUCUGGACCUUUGUUGAUAUGGCUAGUGGUCGUUAUCUUUGGAGGCAUAUGGUGUCUUCCUCUUCAAAGAAAUCAUGCUGAUGUGAUGUGGUUGUAUCUUACCCUUGUUCAGCUUCAUGAUCUUUGUAGGCCCAAAUGGGUGAUUGAAUUUGAACAUUGCCUCUGAUAUUGUAAUUGAAGGGUCAAUUUGGAUGCUCUGCUGUAUCAUAGCUGUUGUUCAUAGUAUUGGGGUUUCUGUUGUGGGUUUUGAAUGCAUAGUGAAAGUCAUAAAUGGAAUAAUAAUAAAAAUAAUAUGAAUAAUAUUAAUAACCAUUGC
Abrus precatorius (Indian licorice) is the source of this 592-nucleotide messenger RNA. RefSeq lists its product as uncharacterized. The record is from RefSeq and is a predicted model, not a curated record. The coding region runs from base 88 to 357 and encodes 89 amino acids. Lineage: Eukaryota; Viridiplantae; Streptophyta; Magnoliopsida; Fabales; Fabaceae. The transcript is spliced from 2 exons.